AUGGGUUGGCGACAAUCCUUCAGCAAGCGUCCUGCUGCAAUCAGUACAGUGGCCGAAGGCCAGUCAGAGGAGACCUUAACUGCUGGGGGCAAGUAUAUCGGCGAGAUAGGAGGCAAUAAUGCACCACCCACGUACCAGGAUGCAUCUGGCGCUCCAGUCGAGAGCAAGUCACCGUUAGGAUACUCUGUGGGCCCCGUCACAAUCACCCUGCUGAAUGUCACAAUGAUGAUCGGCGCUGGUAUCUACUCCACGCCAUCAUCUAUCCUGUCCGGUACGGGCUCGGUCGGCGCCAGUCUCAUGUUUUGGACCCUCGGUUACUUGAUAUGCCUCACGUCUGGAGCUGUGUAUCUCGAGUUCACGGCAUACUUCCCUAGCCGAUCGGGAUCAGAAGUCGUUUUCCUCGAACAAGCAUACCCUAGUCCGAAAUGGCUCUUUCCAACCACCUUUGCGGUCCAGAGCGUUAUUCUUUCGUUUGGAAGUGCCAAUGCUACAGUCAUGGCCAAGUAUCUAAUCGCCAUCUCCGGGCACACGGGCACCGACUGGCAGAUCAAAGGCACUGCGCUGGCCUGCUACAGUCUUGCUACCUUGACGCUGGUGUUCCAUACGAAAUACGCAUAUUGGUUCUCAAACGCUGUUGGGGUUGUGAAGAUUUGCACCCUUCUCUUUGUUAUACUCACUGGAUUUGUCGUUUUAGGGGGCAAUACCAAGGUUGAGAAUCCCAAGGCCAAUUUCCAAGAUGCAUGGUCAGGUAGCUCCAAAGCUUCUGCAUACGGAUUUACUACUGCAUUAUACCGAAUCAUCUUCUCCUAUGGAGGUUAUAAUAACGCCUUCAAUGUUGCCAACGAGGUUAAGAACCCCGUCAGGUCGCUCAAAAUCUACGCCACCGCUGCUCUUACAACAGUUUAUGUGUUAUAUAUGUUUGCAAAUAUCGCAUUCUUUGCUGCCGUUCCCAAGGAAGAGAUAGAGACCUCAGACCUAACCACUGCAAGUCUGUUCUUUGAGAAGGUCUUCGGCAACAGCGGCGCAGUGCGCGGCCUCAACUUCCUCAUUGCCUUGGCUUCCUUCGCUGUCCCUGCUGGAGACGCUUUCACUUUCAUCAACGAUUUGAAGAUUAUGCCCGAUGCUGUCUUUAACCUUGCAAUGGCUCUUGGUCUCUACGUUGUUCGCUGGCGCCGGAGAAAAGCCAACCUCCCUGAACCCGAAUUCAAGGCUUGGAAUGUCGUCAUUCUCUUCAAUAUUCUCGUUCAGCUCUACCUCCUUGUCAUGCCGUGGUAUCCACCCAUUGGUGGCCAGUAUGCUGGUGAUGUCAGCUUUUGGUAUGCAACUUAUGCGGUGACAGGAAUUGGAAUUCUUCUUGCCUGUGCCAUAUAUUACUAUCUUUGGGCCUUCCUUAUUCCUAAAUGGAGAGGCUACAAGCUGCGACAGGAACUUGUGAACCUAGGUGGCGGCGUUCAGAGCAAUCGCCUCAAAAAGGUCCCCAAUUCUGAGAUCGCAGAAUGGGAUGCGACUCAUGACUCGGCUGGCCGUCUCAUCGAAUCGCCCGUUGAGAUCCAGGUUCAGGCAAAAGCGAUUGAUUUGGAGACCUAG
Penicillium griseofulvum is the source of this 1587-nucleotide messenger RNA. RefSeq lists its product as uncharacterized. NCBI's taxonomy places the organism in Eukaryota, Fungi, Ascomycota, Eurotiomycetes, Eurotiales, Aspergillaceae. Gene Ontology annotation, cellular component: membrane. The coding region runs from base 1 to 1587 and encodes 528 amino acids. The record is from RefSeq and is a predicted model, not a curated record. Gene Ontology annotation, molecular function: L-amino acid transmembrane transporter activity. The transcript has 10 exons. Gene Ontology annotation, biological process: amino acid transmembrane transport.